Molecule: messenger RNA, 1811 nt
Organism: Chrysemys picta bellii (western painted turtle)
Lineage: Eukaryota; Metazoa; Chordata; Testudines; Emydidae
Gene: MYG1
Product: MYG1 exonuclease
Cellular component (GO): cytoplasm; nucleus
Source: RefSeq, a predicted model, not a curated record
UGCGGGGCAUGCGCAGUAGCGGCGGAUGGGGUUCGGGCUUCGCGCGGCCCGGCUGCUGCUCCGAUCCCGCCCUAUGCCGGGCCCCGGCCCCAAGCGGCCCCGCAGCGCCAUGGCCCCGCGCAUCGGCACCCACAACGGCACCUUCCACUGCGACGAGGCGCUGGCCUGCUACCUGCUGCGGCUGCUGCCCCAGUACCGGGAUGCAGAGAUCAUCCGGACACGGGAGCCCCAGCUGCUGUCCGAGUGCAACGUGGUGGUGGAUGUGGGUGGCGAGUACGACCCUCAGAAACACCGGUACGAUCAUCACCAGAGGUCCUUUGCACAGUCCAUGCACUGCCUGAGGCCCGACAAGCCCUGGAAAACCAAGCUGAGCAGUGCGGGGCUGGUGUAUUUCCAUUUUGGCUCCCAGAUCCUGGCCAGCCUGCUGGGGCUGAAGGAGGAGGAUCCGGUAGUGCAGGCGCUGUACGAUAAGCUGUACGAGAACUUUGUGGAGGAGAUCGACGCCAUCGACAACGGCAUCGCCCAGUGGGACGGGGAGCCUCGCUACGCCAUGACCACCAACCUCAGCGCCAGGGUGGGCUACCUCAACCCCCGCUGGAAUGACAAGGACCAGGACACGGAGGCCGGGUUCAAGAAGGCGAUGGAGCUGGUGGGCCGGGAGUUCCUGGACCGUCUCGAUUACUACCACCGCGCAUGGCUGCCGGCUCGCACGCUGGUGGAGGAAGCCAUUCAGAAGCGCUUCAAGGUGGACCUCAGUGGCGAGAUCCUUGUGUUCUCCCAGGGCGGCUGCCCCUGGAAGGAGCAUCUCUUCAGCCUGGAGUCGGAGCUGGGGGUGGAGAAACCCAUCAAGUUCGUCUUGUACGCAGAUCAGAACGGCCAGUGGCGAGUACAGUGCGUCCCCGCCGGGCUCCACACCUUCCAGAACCGGCUGUCCCUGCCGGAGGAGUGGCGCGGAGUCCGGGAUGAGGCGCUCUCCCAGCUCAGCGGCAUCCCGGGCUCCGUUUUCGUGCACGCCAGCGGCUUCAUCGGCGGCAACCGGACCCAGGAAGGGGCGCUGCGAAUGGCUCAGAGCGCGCUGGCUCGGCAGACUGGCCCUGACGCACCGAGCAGCUGAAUGCCCCUAGACCAUCCCGACAGAGCCAGCCUCCGGGGUGGUGUGGCUGCCGUAGGGAGAGAUGAAGGGAGAAAGAUCUUGGGGCAUCCGUUCCCCAUUCUUAUACCUUUUCCUCCUCUGAGAAUCAUCUCCAGUUGGGGUACAGGAGACAAAAUCUGUGAGGAUGGGAACCUCCAGCUGUUUCUUUGCCAACAUGUAAAUUUCUCACACCCUUUUUUCUGCCAAAGAAUGGCCCUUGUCCAGAUGAUGGUCUGUUUGAUUUUGCUGACACCUGGGUGAGGGGUCAGUUUGCCUUUUGUCUCUGAGGAACUGAUGUGUGGCUGCUUCCCCAGAUUUGGAACAUGUCCCAGUAAUAUCAUACAAUAGAAUCUUAUAAUUUUACAUGUAAUGUUGCCACACCUUUUACCAGGACAAUAAUGAUCAGCAAAUUAUGAGUUUUCAGAUGAUACCUUGCAAGGCAUAGUUUGUUCAAAAUUUAUCAUAGUCUUAUCGUAGUACAGACUGUCACACACCCUGCAAUUCUAACCAGGCAAUGGAUUCUGCCUCUGAUCUCUUUGGCAUAUCAUCCCAAUAGUCUUCCUCAUGUCUUGGCAGUGAUACCAGACACCUCUGUCUUCCUGGGGAACCAGGGUGCAGUAUCCAGCCGGACUCAUGAAAGACACCCCCCCCCCCCCCGAGCCUCUGCUUGAACCAAAAC